Messenger RNA from Mauremys mutica (yellowpond turtle), 19260 nucleotides. RefSeq names its product lysine methyltransferase 2D (gene KMT2D). Gene Ontology annotation, molecular function: histone H3K4 methyltransferase activity; transcription coactivator activity; histone binding. Gene Ontology annotation, cellular component: MLL3/4 complex; nucleus. Gene Ontology annotation, biological process: positive regulation of transcription by RNA polymerase II. Bases 335 to 16018 code for a protein of 5227 amino acids. Lineage: Eukaryota; Metazoa; Chordata; Testudines; Geoemydidae. The transcript has 55 exons. The record is from RefSeq and is a predicted model, not a curated record.
CCCCCUUUGUGUCCGCCCCGGGAUCCGGCCCCGCUCGCGCGGCUGGGGGGCGCCCCACGGAAGUGAGCCCCCCCCCGGAGGAGGGCCGGGCACUGCCCCCCCCCCGGUGUGAUCCCCGGAUUUGGGUCUAGCAGCGUUUCCUGCCCACCCGGUUCUGCUUGUGGUGAAGAUUUUUGUCCGGCGGGGGGGGGAUUGGACCCCCCCCCUUGUCUUGUUUUUUUAAUUAUUUCGCGGACAAUGUUCUCCGCGGCCGCCCGCCGCUGGAUCGUGCCGGGUGCGGGUUUCUGGACGGCCUUGUAAAGCGGUCUCUCUGGGAGGGACGGCAGGAGACGGGAUGGAUGAUCGGAAACCGCCCAGCCAGGCCAAAGACUGUGAGGUGCCAGCCGACGGGGGGGUGUCUUCGGAAGAGCGGGGCGGCGCGGAAGGAGACCCCCUGAAGCCGCCGGAAGGGGCCCCCACUGCCCAGGAGCCGGAAGCCAAGGAGCCGCCCCAGACCUGCAGGCGCUGUGCCCUCUGCAACUGCGGCGAGUGGAGCCUGCAUGGGCAGGGGAAGCUGCAGCGCUUCGAGCCGGCACCCGACUGGACUGAGCGUCUCUCCGGGCUGCCGGACGGGAGGGGCCCUGGCGAGACUCGGGCCCCUGGGGACGACCUGUCCCUGAUCGGCUUCGCGGAGGGGGUGUCGCCAGGAGAGCUCUUCGGGCCAGCGGGGCACUGCUGGGCCCACCACUGGUGCGCUGCCUGGUCGGCGGGGGUGCAGCCACAGGCCGGAGCCGGGCUGAGCGACGUGGACAAAGCUGUUUUCUCAGGGAUCUCGCAGAAAUGUGAACACUGUCAGAGGAUGGGUGCUACCAUUCAGUGCCACUCGGAGGGGUGUCCGCGGCACUACCACUUCCCGUGCGCGGCGGCCAGCGGCUCCUUCCAGUCCAUGAAAACCCUCCGGCUCCUGUGCCCGGAGCACGUGGCCGAGGCGGUGCAGAUGGAGGACUCGCGAUGCAUGGUUUGUGACGGGCCGGGGGACCUGCGCGACCUGCUCUUCUGCACUAGCUGUGGGCUGCACUACCACGGCACCUGCCUGGACGUCCCCGUCACGCCGCGCAAGCGCUCCGGCUGGCAGUGCCCCGAGUGCAAAGUCUGCCAAACGUGCAGACAGCCCGGCGCAGACUCCAUGAUGCUGGUGUGCGAGGCCUGUGAUAAGGGCUACCACACGUUCUGCUUGAAGCCGGCCAUCGAGAGCCUUCCCACGGACUCCUGGAAGUGCAAGAACUGCCGGGUGUGCUCCGACUGUGGGUCACGGCCGGCGGCGCUCGACCCCGGGUGCCACUGGUAUGAGAACUACUCGGUGUGUGAAGGGUGCCAGCGGCAGCGGAGCGCGGCGGGAGGCACCGAUGCCGCGCGGCGCUGCCAGAGCUGCCAGAAGCCCUUGCCCCCGGACAGCGACGCGGCAGGGGGUUCCUCCUGCCGGGCGUGUCAAGGGCAGCAGGAGCACCCGCAGCCGGACGGGGCCGUACCCCAGGAAGAGAUGCCCUCGGAGUGUGAAGCCAAACCACUAGGUCCCGCUCCAGAGGCGGAGGAGCUGGAGGAGACGCCAGGCCCGGCAGCACCUGCUAAGGACGAGCCGACGGAGCCGACACCCCCCGAGACAGACCCUGAACCACCAGCCCCACCCCCAGCCCCCCCAGACUCCUCCGUUGCCACGUCGCCCGCCCGCCCCGAGGAGCUGCCACCGGAUGCCAAAGAGGAAGUGGCCCCCACGCAGCCAGCCGGACCCCCUGCCAUCACCGCGGCCCCGCUGGAGCCUGCGGGCAGCCCCCAGCCCCCCACGGAGAAGGAGCCUGCUGCCGCCUCCCCAGCCCGGACAGCGACGCCCCCUGCAGCCCCCCAGCUGUGCCCCCCGCAGCCCAGGGAAGCGAUGGAGUGUGGGGAAGAGGAGGGGAUGGACACGGCAGGGGGCGAGGUGGGGUCCCUGGCCAGCCCUGUGGGGGAUGGCGUCCAGCCCACCCCAGCUGUGGCCCUGGGGCCGUUCCCAGGCUUGGCGGGGGAGGAGGAGGAGGAGGCAGCCGCUGGGCUGGAGCAGGCAGGGGCUGCGGGGCGGUGCUCUCCCCAGCUGAGCGAGGAUGGGCUGGAGGAGAGCCGGGGCGGGGGGGACCCUGAGUCCAGCCAGACCCCCGUCAGCUUCACCAGCGAGCUCAAGGGGUCCCCCAUGCUGCUGGAGCACGAGGAGCUGGGCCCGGCCACCCCGAUGGAGGUGUACGGGACGGGCGGGAAGCUGCUGGAGCGUGGGGAGGAGGUGGGCCCCGAGCCCCCCGUCCUGCGGCCCCGCCCCACCCUCAUCAAGUCGGACAUCGUCAACGAGAUCUCCAACCUGAGCCAGGGCGACACGCGAAGCAGCUUCCCCGGCUCGGAGCCCCUGCUGGGCUCUCCCGACCCCGAGGGCGGGGGCUCGCUCUCCAUGGAGCUCGGCAUGACCUCCGCCGACAGCCUGCAGAAGGACGACGCCAGCUCCCUGCCCCACUGCACCGACUCGCUGGCCGAGACGGACGACUCGCUGCUCUUCGAGCCGGGCGCCGGGGCCAAGGGCGAGGGGGAGAAGGGGCGUCGGCGGAGCUCCCCGGGGCGCUCCCGCCUCAAGCAGGGUCGCAGCAGCAGCUUCCCAGGGAGGAGGCGCCCCCGAGGCGGGACCCAGGGGGGCCGGGGCCGGGGCCGAGCUCGGCUGAAGUCAACCACCUCGUCCAUUGAGACCCUCGCGCUAGCGGAUAUCGACAGCUCCCCCAGCAAGGAGGAUGACGAGGAGGAGGACGACACCAUGCAGAACACUGUGGUGCUUUUCUCCAACACGGACAAAUUCGUCCUCAUGCAGGACAUGUGCGUGGUGUGCGGCAGCUUCGGGCGCGGGGCGGAGGGGCACCUCCUGGCCUGCUCCCAGUGCUCCCAGUGCUACCACCCCUACUGCGUCAACAGCAAGAUCACCAAGGUGAUGCUGCUGAAGGGCUGGCGCUGCGUGGAGUGCAUCGUCUGCGAGGUGUGCGGCAAGGCCUCGGACCCCUCGCGCCUGCUGCUCUGCGACGACUGCGACAUCAGCUACCACACCUACUGCCUGGACCCGCCGCUGCACACUGUGCCCAAGGGCGGCUGGAAGUGCCAGUGGUGCGUGUGCUGUGUGCAGUGUGGGGCAGGCUCCCCUGGAUUCCACUGUGAGUGGCAGAACAACUACACGCACUGCGCCCCCUGCGCCAGCCUUGUCACCUGCCCCGUCUGCCGGGUGAAGUACGUGGAAGACGACCUGCUCAUCCAGUGCAGGCACUGCGACCGGUGGCUCCAUGCCGUGUGCAACAAUCUCUUCACGGAGGAGGAGGUGGAACAGGCGGCAGACGAGGGCUUCGACUGCAGCUCCUGCCAGCCCUACGUGGUCAAGCCAGUCGUUCCAGUGGCCCCCCCAGAGAUCAUCCCAGUGAAGAUCAAGGAGCCGGAGCCCCAGUAUUUCCGCUUCGAAGGCGUCUGGCUGACGGAGACAGGCAUGGCCGUGCUGCGCAACCUGUCCAUGUCCCCCCUGCACAAGCGCAGGCAGCGCAAGACCCGGCUGGGCACCCUGAAUGGGGAGGGGGGCCUGGAGGCGGGCGACCCCCUGGGCACGGACGAGAAGAAGGACGGGGAUCUGGACGGGGACGACCUGCUGAAGGGUGAAGUGGGCGUGGAGCACAUGGAGUGUGAGAUCAAGCUGGAAGCUGCCACCAGCCCCGACCGGGACGGGGGUGCCGACGUGGACUCGGGGAAGGGGCUGGAGGAUUCGGAGGAGUGCAAGAAGAGGAAGCGGAAACCCUACCGCCCCGGGAUCGGCGGGUUCAUGGUGCGGCAGCGGAAGUCCCAUACCCGGCUGAAGAAGGGCUCGGCAGCGCUGGUGGAGGCCUGCCGCGAGGUGCUGAGCGCCGAGGGGCAUCCGGAGGACGGGGCGCCGGCGGAGAUCCCUGUGGAGGGUGCUGCGGAGCAGGGCGCCACGGAGGGCGACGAGAAGAAGAAACGCCGAGGCAGGAAGAAGAGCAAGUUGGAGGAUAUGUUCCCUGCCUACCUCCAGGAAGCGUUCUUCGGGAAGGCGCUCAUGGACCUGAGCCGGAAGGCCCUGCUGGCCGCGGGGGGUGUGGGGGAUGGAGCUGCCUGUCCCCCCUUUGGUCAGGGUGCUCCCAGACCCAGGGUGGACCCUGGGGUGCCCGGAACACUCCAGAGGGUGCCUGGAGAUGGGAAGGAGACCCCUGCCCAUCUGAAAGGGGAUGACAGCAUGGACAGCAGCACCCUGGUGGCCCAAGAGGAGGACCCGAAAGGGGCGGAAGCGAAGGCUGAGGACCCAGGGGCAGAGGAGCCGAAAGGUUCUCCGGAUCCUGGGGACAGCGAGAAGCCGGCGACACCCGGCGAGGGUGCUCUCAGCUCUGACCUUGACAAGAUCCCCACAGAAGAAUUGCCCAAGAUGGAGAGCAAGGACAUCCAGCAGCUCUUCAAGGACGUGCUGGGCUCUGCCGAGCGGGAGCAGCAGCUGAACUGUGUGGCGGCAGGGAUGGAGGCCGGCAUGGGAGGGCGAGACCCCAACCGGGCGCAGCUCUCCCAGAGGCCCUUCCUACAAGGUAGUGUUUCUCUGGGCUCACUCUCCUCCGCUGUCCCCAUGGAGUCCUACUCGGGAGUCUGCCAGUCCCCGUUCCUUGAUAACAGGGAGAGAAGUGGCUUCUUCAGCCCAGACCACUGCGAGCCCGAGAGCCCCUGGGCCAGCAGCUCGGCUGCCACCACCCCCUCCACACCCACCACCCCGACCACGGAGGGUGAGGGGGAUGGGCUCUCCUACAACCAGCGGAGCCUACAGCGCUGGGAGAAGGACGAGGAGCUGGGCGAGCUGUCCACCAUCUCGCCUGUACUAUAUGCCAACAUGAACUUCCCCAGCCUCAAGCAGGAUUACCCAGACUGGUCCAGCCGCUGCAAACAGAUCAUGAAGCUCUGGAGAAAGGUCCCAGCCCCGGACAAAGCCCCCUACUUGCAAAAGGCCAAAGAUAACCGGGCAGCUCAUCGCAUCAACAAGGUGCAGAAGCAGGCCGAGAGCCAAAUCAACAAGCAGACCAAAGGGGAGGUGCUGCGCAAGCCUGAGAGACCCUCGCUGCACCUGAGGAUCCCGCCCCAGCAGGGGGCACUGCCUGGUGCUGCGGGGCAGCCUGUCUACAUCAACAGCCCGGUGGCCCUGCCCGGCUCUGCAGACGGGUUCCUGAAGUCCCCUGCUGGCGCCGAAGCAGCAGCUGAGUCCAGCGAGCUCUUCCUCAAGCUUCCUUCCCAGUCGCCAGCCCAAGUGCCUUCGCACGACCCCUACAGCCUGGCCCCCCCCUACCCGCUGGAGCCCCGCUUCCCCUCGCCCCUGGGCCAGAGCCCCACAGCCGGAGCUGCCUUCCAGCCCUUCCCCACACAGCAGCAGCAGCUCCUGCCCGCUCCCCGGCCGGCCCUGGGCCCCCAGCCUCCGGAGUUCCACCCCACCUCCCCCGGGACCCCCCGGCACCAGCCCUCCACUCCAGACCCCUUCCUGAAACCUCGCUGCCUCAGUGGCUCUCUGGACAACCUGUCGGUGCCGGGGAGCCCCGGGGCCAGGCCCCCCGAGCCCCUGCUCUCGCCCCCUCCCUUCGGGGAGCAGAAGAGGGGCCUGGAGGCUGGGGGGCUGCAGGUGAAGAAGGAGGAAGGGGGCCCGGGAGUGUGUUCUCCUGGCUACGUGGCCGCCAUGGGCUACGCCGACUCCCCGUCCCACCUCUCCUCAGCCGACGUGUUCAAAGCCCCCCUGACCCCACGGGUCUCUCAGGUAGAGCCACAGAGCCCAGGGCUGGCGCAUCCCCACCCCCAGGCUCUGGCCCCCUCCCCUCCCAGCCACCCCGACCUCUAUAGACAGUCGCCCUCCGUGUCCUGCUACUCGGACCCCUAUGCCCAGCCCCCCCUGACGCCCCGGCCACAGCCCCCCGACAGCUGCUGUGCCCUGCCCCCCAGGUCCUUGCCUUCCGACCCCUUCUCCCGCGUCCCCGCUAGCCCGCAGUCCCAGUCCAGCUCCCAGUCCCCUCUGACCCCCCGGCCGCUCUCCAAUGAGGCUUGCUGCCAGUCACCCGUCACCCCUCGCUUCCAGUCGCCCGACCCCUACUCCAGACCCCCCUCGCGCCCCCAGUCCCGGGACCCCUUUGCCCCCCUGCACAAGCCCCCACGGCCCCAAAUGCCCGACUCCGGCUUCAAAUCGAUCCCAGUCUCCCACAAUCCCCCAGCUGGCGGGGGCUUCCCCCCGGCCCAGCCCAAUGACCCUCACUCCAAGGGGCCGGGGAGCCAGCAGCCCCCCUUCGCCCGCUCCCCCGGAGCCAGCGUCUUCCCUGGCACCCAGGCCCAGAUGCGGUUCACCUUCCCCCCAGCUGGCGCAGAGCCCCUCAAGGGUUCCCCCUCCCACCAACCCCACGGGAUGAACAGCCAUUUCGCCUCUAGCCAGCCCAUGGGCAAGCCUCAAAGCGCCAACUAUGCCUCCUCGCCCGGCUUCCACCAGGCCGGUAGCCCCCUGGGGCCUGGCAGCUGCCCUGCUGAGACCUACAGCCUCUCUCCCCUGCGGCCCCCCUCGGUGCUGCCGCAGCAGCCCCCCCACCCCCAGCAGCAGCAGGACGGCUCCCUGACCUACUUGCCCCGAGCCGGGAUGGCGCCGCCAGCCGACAAGCGGGACGAGGUGGCGUCGGGGAUCUCUGGUCUCCCCAGCCGGGAGCUGCCCGAACUGCCAGUCAGCCAGGAGGGCGCCGUCAGCGGCAUCAGCCAGUCGGAGCUGGAGAAGCAGAGGCAGCGCCAGAGACUCCGUGAGCUCCUCAUCCGCCAGCAAAUCCAGAGGAACAACCUGCGGCAGGAGAAGGAGAGUGCAGCCGCCGCCACCAGCUCCUCCCAGGCACCGUGGAGCGCCGAAGCCAGCAGCCAGGCCUUCGAGCAGCUCAGGGGCCUGGCACCCUACCAGCCAGCACAGGACAAGAGCGCCCUCGGGAAUCUGCCCGCGGCCCCUGGCAGCAGCAAACUCUCCGGGCCAGUCAUGGUGCCCGCAGCCUUCGCACCGGACGAGCGGCUUUCCCGCCCGCCUCCCGCCGCCACGCCCUCCUCCAUGGACCUCAACGGCAGGCCGUCAGUGGGAGCCCCCCAGACCUUCUUCCCACGCGGCAUGUUCCAGGGGCCCUCACCACAGCAGCAGCAGAUGUGGCAGCAGCAGCAGCAGGCGGCCGUGCGGCUCCCUGGCCCCGCCCGCUUCCAGCAGCCGCCUGCCCACGAGCUCAGCCGGCCAGCGCUGGGGGGCCUGGCUGGGCGCAUGGCGGGCCCUGCCGAGCAGAUCCCGUCCUCGCCCGGAGCCGUGGGAGCCCAGUUCAUUGAGCUGCGGCACAAUGCCCAGAAGGGGGCGGCUGGGGGCAUGGGCUCCCCCUUUGCCCAGCAGGGCCCCCCGGCCAGACCACGUUUCUUCCUGCCCAGCAACGAGAGCUCCAGCCAGGCCCUGCGUGCCUCCGUCAUGCCUCUGCCAGCCCCGGUCCUGCAGCCCCAGAAGCUGCCGGCCCCUCUGCCGCCCUCCACCACUUCCCCGCAGGGGGCUGAGCGGAGCCACCAGCCUCCCCCCAAAAGCGGCCCUCCACUGCCCCCGCCUCCCAGCGGCCUGGAGCUUCCGCCUGGCCCGCCCCGCCCUCUGUCGUCGUCCUCCGGCUCCGGCCUGCGUCCCGACGGCCCCAAGGACGGCCCCGCCAUGGAGCCCCCGCUGGCUCCGGUCCCGGCUCCAGCUCCCAGCAAGAGCCACCUGGCGUUGGAGGGUGGGCGGCUCCCAUGCGAGGUGCCGGUGGAGCCUGACCUGGACGACGACUUCGACUCCCACAAGGACCUGGAGGACGACGACCUGGCCAACCUGAGCCUGGACCCGGACGUGGCCAAGGGGGACGACGACCUGGGCAACUUGGACAACCUGGAGACCAACGACCCCCACCUGGACGACCUGCUGAACGGUGAUGAGUUCGACCUGCUGGCCUACACCGACCCCGAGCUGGACACAGGCGACAAGAAGGACAUCUUCAACGAGCACCUGCGCCUGGUGGAGUCGGCCAACGAGAAGGCCGAGCGCGAGGCUCUGCUCAAGAGGGAGCCGGCUGGGCCCUGCCCCAAGGGCCCUGGGGAGCCCAAAGAACUGGCACCCCCCAGGGAGGGGCUGCCGCCCACCCCUUGCCCCUCCAGCACGGCACCGGCUCCCCACCUGAUCUUCAAGGCCCAGGCCAGCAUCCUGGGAGCCAAGCCCGCCUCCCUGCCGGCCAGUGUCCAGCCCAAGCUGGAGGAAGGCUGCCUGAAGACAUCCCCCUGCCAGUUCAACACUGGCGCCUCUGACCGCCUCCCGGUCCCCAUCAAGUCAGAGGCCCUCCAGGGGGCCGAGAAAAUGGCUGCCUCCCUAGGCCUGACCCUCAAGCGUGGCCAGAACCUGCUGAGUCCCGGAGCGGGGCCCGUGCGGCUCGGCACAGCCCCCUUCCCUACCAACAGCCAAGCUGCCACCUCUGGCUCAGACAAGGGCCCCUAUGCCGCCCCAGGCCGCGGGCUGGCGCCCGGCCAGAGCACUGCCCUGCUGGAGCUGGAUGGAGGGGCCUUGGGCCUGGCCAACGCCCAGCACUCGCCGGCUGACGACCUGGAGAAGAUGGAGAGCUCCCUGGUGGCCAGUGAGCUGCCCCUGCUCAUCGAGGACCUGCUGGAGCACGAGAAGAAGGAGCUGCAGAAGAAGCAGCAGCUGUCGGCCCAGCUGCCGGGGGGCGCCCAGCACCUCCAGCCUGUGCAGCAGCAGCAGCAGCAGCAGCAGCAGCACUCCAUACUGGCUCACCCGGCAGGGCCGGCCCAGCCCCAGGAUGGGCAGGGGCCCCGCCUGCUGGGGCCCCAGCAACAGCUGCAGCUGGGCCUCAUCGCCAGGCAGCAGAACCUGGUGCCCGCCCAACAGCUAAUGACGCAGCAGCAGCAGCGGGUGGUGGGACCCCAGCAGGGCCAGGUGCUGGCCCCACACAUGGCGAUGGCGCAGCCCCAGCCCCACGGCCCCACGGCCCAGCACGGCGUCCAGCCGGCGCUGACCCCGCAGCCGAACCAGCAGCAGGUGCUGGUGCAGAAGCAGAUACCUGGAGUGCAGCCGACCCCCAUGGGCACGAAACCCCAGCAGCUCGUCAUGCAGCAGCAGCAGCUGGCCAACAGCUUCUUCCCCGACACAGACCUGGAUAAGUUUGCGGCCGAGGACAUCACGGACACCAUCACCAAGGCGAAGAUGGUGGCACUGAAGGGCAUCAAGAAGGUGAUGGCUCAGGGAAGCAUUGGGGUGGCCCCUGGGAUGAACAGGCAACAGGUGUCCCUGCUGGCUCAGCGGCUCUCGGGGGCCCCGGCCACGGCUGAACUGCAGAACCACGUCCCAGCUGGGAGCGGACAGGAGCGAAGUGGCAGCGACCCGUCUCAGGCCCGCCCCAACCCACCCACCUUCGCUCAGGGUGUCAUCAAUGAGGCCGACCAGCGGCAGUACGAGGAGUGGCUCUUCCACACCCAGCAGCUCCUGCAGAUGCAGCUGAAGGUGCUGGAGGAGCAGAUCGGCGUGCACCGCAAGUCGCGCAAAGCCCUGUGCGCCAAGCAGCGCACGGCCAAGAAGGCCGGCCGCGAGUUCCCCGAGGCCGACGCCGAGAAGCUCAAGCUGGUGACGGAGCAGCAGAGCAAGAUCCAGAAGCAGCUGGACCAGGUGCGGAAGCAGCAGAAGGAGCACACCAACCUGAUGGCCGAGUACCGCAACAAGCAGCAGCAGCAUCAGCAGAGCUCUGCUGUUAUGGCCCUGAGUCCCUCGCAGAGCCCCCGGCUCAUGGCCAAGCUCCCAGGCCAGCUGCUCUCCGCCCAUGGUGUCCAGCAACAGCUCCCCCAGCAAACCGGGGCCAUGGUGGGGGUGCAAGGCCUGGGCCAGCAGCCCAACCAGCUGGCAGGGCAAGCAGGCAACGUGCGCUUGCCCCAGGGCGGAGUCUCCAUGGCGGUCCAGCAGGGCCUGUCCUUCAUGGGCCAGCAGCAGCUGGGGAACGCAGCCGUCCCGGGCACGUCCAACAGCUUCUUCCCCGGGAAUCCUGCGCUCCGGGGGCUGGCCGCCGACACCCGGCUGAUGCAGGAGAGGCAGUUGCAGAGGAUGCAGCUGGCUCAGAAACUGCAGCAGCAGCAAAGCAUGCUGGGACAGGUGUCAUUGCAGCAGCAGCAGCAACAGCAAAGCAUGCUGGGACAGGUGUCGUCAUUGCAGCAGCAGCAGCAGCAACAACAGCAAAGCAUGCUGGGACAGGUGUCGUCAUUGCAGCAGCAGCAGCAGCAACAACAGCAAAGCAUGCUGGGACAGGUGUCAUUGCAGCAGCAGCAGCAGCAACAGCAAAGCAUGCUGGGACAGGUGUCAUUGCAGCAGCAGCAAAGCAUGCUGGGACAGGUGUCGUCGCUGCAGCAGCAGCAGCAAAGCAUGCUGGGACAGGUGUCGUCGCUGCAGCAGCAGCAGCAGCAAAGCAUGCUGGGACAGGUGUCGUCGCUGCAGCAGCCCCCUGCUCCCCAGCAGGGCAGUGGGGGGCAGCCCAUGGUUCCAAAGCAGCAGGGGAUCCUGGUCCAGCAGCUCUCGCCUCAGCCGCAGGCAGGCAUGAUGGGGCACUCCCAGGUGUCCAUGCUGCAGCAUCAGGGCGUCGCAGGCCACCAGAACCCCCCGAGGCAGGUGCUGUUAGCACCCCACCAGCAGAGGGUGCUGGGCUCGCCUCAGCUGGUGCAGCAAACUCACGGCCUCCUGGGUCACCGGCUGAUUUUAUCACCAGCGCAGCAGCAGCAGGCAGGACUUCUGGGCCAGUCACGGACUUUGCUAACCCAGCAGCAGCAGAGCUCUCUAGCACAGCACCCGGCCCUGCUGGGGCAGGGGCAGGGGCAGGCUGCCAAGCAGCAGAUACAGCACUUUCCACAGCAUGGGGCCCUGGGCCAGUCCUCCUCCAUGCUACACUUGAGUCAGGGAGUUCAGCCAGCCCUGCAGGGCACGGCCACCAAGGAGCAGCAGGGAGGGGCAGAGAACGCUGUGCUGCCCGCAGAGGGGGCCGAGGGCAGGGGGCAGCAUCAGGUUCAGCUGGCAGCCGCUGGGGGUGGGCCGGGCAGCCAGGACCUCGGGGGGCAGCCGCACAUGGGCACUCAGGAGCAGCAGGGCAUUCAGAACCUCAAUCCCCUGGCACUGGCCAGCCAGGAGCAGCUGGCGCCCCUGGGUGGAGAGCAGCAGCCGCAGAAACACCAGCCCGAGCCAGGGCAGCAGCAGCCCUGCCCGCUGCCCUCCCCGCAGCAGACCAUGGCGAGCUCCUUGCAGCUGCAGCAGCCGCAGCGAAUGCAGGGGGGCCCGCAGCAAAGCAACCUGCUUCAUCCGCCACUGCAGAACAGCGGGGGGCUGGCGCAGCUGGGGGGCACCGUGAGGCCAGAGCAGCCGCACUCGGACCCUGCCCAGGGGCCUCACUUGCUGGCCCCACAGAGCUCAGUGGCAGAACAGCAACAGCAGCCCGGGAGCAUGAUGAGCCAGGGGCAAAGCCUCAUGGGCCAGCCGCCGCCGCAAAGGAUUGUGGGCCAGCCACCAGCACAGAGCCUAGAACAGCAGCCGAAAGGGCUGGUGGGCCAGCGGCUGCCGAGCCCGGCGGCGCAGCACCAGCACAGCAUGCUGGUCCCGCAGGUGUCCCAUGCACAGAGCAUCCUGAGCCAGGUGUCGGCUCCCGUGAUGGGCCAAAUCCGAGCUCAGCUGCAAGGCGUCAUCUCCAAAAACCCACAGCUGCGGCACCUCACCCCGCAGCAGCUGCAGGCCAUCCUGGUGCAGCGCCACCAGCAGAGCCUGCUGCAGCAGAGCCAGGCACUCAGGCAGGCCCAGGCGUCAGUUGAGCAGGGGCCGCACCCCCCCUCGGCCCUGCAGGCCCCCAUGGUGCGCCAGCAGCCGAGGCAGCCGGGGACAGCGUUCCAGGUCCGGACAGCCGGCCCCUCCGCUGCUGCCGAGCAGAUGCAGCCAGGGUUUGUCAUGGAGCAGGCGUCUGCCGGCCAGCAGAGAGCGCCGCUGGCGGAGCUGGUGCCCCCGGCGCUGGCGGGGCGUAGUCCCCAGCAGACGGUGCUCAGACUCUCUGCCCCACCAGCAGCUGCCCCAGUCCAGCCGCCCAUGAGCAUGGUCAACCUGGGCUCUGUGCAUCAGCACCCCCCACCCAGCUGGGAACAGAGCCCCCAAGAGCCAAAGGAACCCUCCCCGCCCAGUGUGGUACAGCCCGAGCUCCGACUGACGCCCACCCAGACCAGCCUCCUAGCGGAGCCGGUGGCCACCAUCCCAAAGCCACCCCCCAGCCAAACAGGGGAGGAGCCCUUUGCUGGGACCCCUGGCCGCUGGGAGCUGGCCGCGCAGGGUCCCAGCUCCUCUCCCAGCAGGGAGCCCACGGCUGGAGCGAGAAAGCCACCGGACCGGAGCCUGGCCGGGAGUCAAGUCAACGGGCAGGUGGUAGAAAGGCCAGGCCCACAGGCCUCUCCUCUGGAAGGGGGGGCCCUGCCAGCCGAGGCCCCCGGGGUCUGCAUCAAGCAGGAGCCCAAGGAGGAGACAGCGCAGUGCGUGCUGGGCGGGGGCCAGGCUGUGAAACGCGAGGCCAACGGGGAGCCGGCGCCCGCCCCGGCCCACAGUCUACUGCUGGGCAGCCAGCUGCUGGUGGGGGCCAGGUCUGAGGCCGGGCACCUGCUGCUGCAGAAGCUGUUGCGGGCCAAGAACGUGCAGCUGGCGUCGCAGCGCUCCGCCGAGGGGCUGCACUCCAAGGUCAACGGGCACAGCGACGGCAAGCUCUCGGGGCUGGAGCAGAGGCUGCAGGCGGCUCCCCCUGGCAGAGAGGAUCCCUCUGCCAGCAAGAAGCCUCUGGCCCCGAAGCCCAAGCGGGCCCAGAAGAGCGGGGAGCGGGUGGCCGCCUCCCGCAAGAAGCUGCGCAAGGAGGAUGGGCUCAAAUCCAGCGAGGCCCUAAUGAAGCAGCUGAAGCAGGAGCUCUCCCUGCUGCCCCUGGUGGAACCCACCAUCACAGCCAACUGCAGCCUCUUCGCGCCCUUCGGCAGCAGCCCCAUCAACGGCAAGAGCCAGCUGAAGGGGGCGUUCGGCAGCGCCGUGCUGGACAGUGUCCCCGACUACUACACCCAGCUGCUCACCAAGAACAACCUGAGCAACCCGCCUACCCCGCCCUCCUCGCUGCCCCCCACCCCGCCCCCCUCUGUGCAGCAGAAGAUGGUGAACGGCGUCACCUCCUCGGAGGAGCUGGCCGAGCAGCCCAAGGAGCCGGACCAGGCCCGGGAAGCCGAAGGCCGGAAGGACGCGCCUGCCGUGGAAGUGAAGAGCCUAGACCUGCUGGCGGCCCUGCCCACGCCCCCGCACAACCAGACGGAGGACGUGAGGAUGGAGAGCGACGAGGAGAGCGACUCCCCCGACAGCAUCGUCCCCGCCUCGUCCCCAGAGAGCGUCCUGGGCGAGGAGCCGCCCCGCUUCCCCCUGCUGGCCGACACGAAGCCGCAGCUGCAGGAACGGGUGCUGUCGCCCGUCAUCCCCAUCAUCCCCAGGGCCAGCAUCCCAGUGUUCCCUGACCCGAGGCCCCCCGAGGCGCGGGAGCCCUUCGGGGAGCACGGCGGGAAGGUGGCCCUGGCACAGAGCGUCGCAUGGGAGAAGGGAAAAGGCAGCGAAGUCUCCGUCAUGCUGACCGUCUCGGCCGCAGCUGCUAAGAACCUGAACGGUGUCAUGGUUGCCGUGGCCGAGCUGCUCCGCAUGAAGAUCCCCAGCUCCUACGAGGUGCUGUUCCCUGAGAGCCCGGUGCGGGGCUCUGGGCCUGAGGCCAAGAAGGUGGAGACGGACGGGGCUGGUGGGCUCGGAGGCAAGGCCAAGGCGGCGCUGGCAGGGAAAGCCCCCGACGCUGGCACCGAGUGGCUGAAGCAGUUUGAUGCCAUGCUGCCAGGGUACAGCCUCAAGAAUGAGCUGGACAUCCUGACGCUGCUCAAACAGGAGAGCCCGGGAUUGGACAAGGCCGUGCAGCACUGCUACGUGAACAACGUCUCCAACCUGGACGUGCGUCAGCUCUCCAUCCUGCCCCAGGAGCCAUCCCCGCCCCUGUCGCCCCUGGCCCCUUCCCCUGCCAGCCCCGCCGACGGGGACAGGAUCCCAGAGGCACCCCCUGAGGUGGCCCCUGCGCCCCCCUCCCCACCCGCCCUCUCCCCACCCUCCAAGGAGGAGGCGGCGGCGCGCUCGCCGCCCAAGCUCAAGCAGCGCUCGCGGCCCCCGGAAGAGGGAGAGGAGCCCCGGCCCCGGCUCAAGAAGUGGAAGGGGGUGCGGUGGAAGCGGCUGCGUUUCCUCAUCACCAUCCAGAAGGGCGGAGCCAAGCAGGACGGCGAGAAGGAGAUCUCCGAGUUCAUCGAGAAGCUGGGUACCACCCUGCGGCCCGAGAAGGUGCCCCGGGACCUGCGCAAGUGCUGCUUCUGCCACGAGGAGGGGGACGGUGCCACCGACGGGCCCGCCCGCCUCCUCAACCUUGACCUGGACCUCUGGGUGCACCUGAACUGCGCCCUGUGGUCCACCGAGGUGUACGAGACGCAGGGCGGGGCGCUGAUCAACGUGGAGGGGGCGCUGCACCGAGGGCUGCUCACCAAGUGCUCCCUGUGCCAGAAGACGGGUGCCACCAACAGCUGCAACCGCAUCCGCUGCCCCAGCGUCUACCACUUCGCCUGCGCCAUCCGGGCCAAGUGCAUGUUCUUCAAGGACAAGACCAUGCUGUGCCCGCUGCACAAGCUCAAGGGCCCCUGCGACCAGGAGCUCAGCACCUUCACCGUCUUCCGGCGCGUCUACAUCGAGCGCGACGAGGUCAAGCAGAUCGCCAGCAUCAUCCAGCGCGGCGAGCGCCUCCACAUGUUCCGCGUGGGCGGCCUGCUCUUCCACGCCAUCGGCCAGCUGCUGCCCCACCAGAUGGGCGACUUCCACAGCGUCACGGCCCUCUACCCCGUGGGCUUCGAGGCCACCCGCAUCUACUGGAGCCUGCGCACCAACAACCGCCGCUGCUGCUACCGCUGCACCAUCUGCGAGAACAACGGGCGCCCUGAGUUCGUGGUGCAGGUCAUCGAGCAGGGCCUGGAGGACCUGGUCUUCACCGACUCCUCGCCACAGGCCGUCUGGAACCGCAUCAUCGAGCCGGUGGCGGCCAUGAGGAAGGCGGCGGCCAUGCUGCGGCUCUUCCCCGAGUACCUGAAGGGCGAGGAGCUCUUUGGCCUCACAGUGCACGCGGUGCUGCGCAUCGCUGAGUCCCUGCCUGGUGUGGAGAGCUGCCAGAACUACCUGUUCCGCUAUGGGCGCCACCCGCUGAUGGAGCUGCCGCUGAUGAUCAACCCCACCGGCUGUGCCCGCUCCGAGCCCAAGAUCCUCACCCACUACAAACGGCCCCACACCCUGAACAGCACCAGCAUGUCCAAGGCCUACCAGAGCACGUUCACGGGGGAGACCAACACGCCCUACAGCAAGCAGUUCGUGCACUCCAAGUCCUCGCAGUACCGCCGCCUCAAGACCGAGUGGAAGAACAACGUGUACCUGGCGCGCUCCCGCAUCCAGGGGCUGGGGCUGUACGCCGCCAAGGACCUGGAGAAGCACACCAUGGUCAUCGAGUACAUCGGCACCAUCAUCCGCAACGAGGUGGCCAACCGGCGCGAGAAGAUCUACGAGGAGCAGAACCGGGGAAUCUACAUGUUCCGCAUCAACAAUGAACACGUCAUCGACGCCACGCUGACGGGGGGCCCAGCCAGGUACAUUAACCACUCGUGCGCCCCAAACUGUGUGGCUGAGGUCGUGACCUUCGACAAGGAAGAUAAGAUCAUUAUCAUCUCCAGCCGCCGGAUUCCCAAAGGGGAGGAGCUGACCUACGACUACCAGUUUGACUUUGAAGACGAUCAGCAUAAGAUCCCCUGCCACUGCGGAGCCUGGAACUGCAGGAAAUGGAUGAACUAGCCGCCAUGGGGCCACCAGUCGCAGGCAGCCCCUGGUGCGCAGCUGCAAGGAGGCCUCUGCUGCGGGUUCUCCUCCCCCCUUGCCAUGCUGGGGGCGGGGGAGGCAGAGAUGGUGUAGGGGAAACGGCCCCAGCUGGAACCCAGGAAGCGAGGUUGGUGCAGGUGGGUCAGCCGGGGCCGCUUUCGGUUCCAAAGGCGAGGUGGCUCCAGGGGGCGCCGGUCCUUGCUCACACCCAUCGGAUGCUGUCCACCUAACUCCCACAGGGAGGGCGCAUCGAAAAGACCAGGGACCUCGGUUCUCUCUAGCCCUGCGCGCCUCGGCCCUGGGCCUCUGCUGGCAGGGUGCUGCUCUCCCCGAGUGGGUGGCCGCAGCGCCAUGAGUGGAACUGAUGAACUGGCAACUCAGGGUUUUCUUUGUUUUGUUUUGCGAGGAGGGCAGGGCCUGUGGCACCAACCAAACCUGCUCUGUCCACCUUGCUCACUGUAAAUAACUGGACGGAUGCAGGGCUAUCGGGGUGCUCCAGCUCGGAGUCUGGGGCGGGGCGGCCGAGGUAUCGGACCCACGGGGAGCUCAGAUCCAGUCUGUUCGUUUUAAAAAAAACCUAAUAAUAUUUGCUCGCUAACUUACCAAGGUAACAAAGAGACUCCUUGAGCUUGACAAUCCCAAACCUCCGAGCCCGGCUCUCUGGAGACAGACAGAGCUCGCUUGGGCUUCGGUUUAUUUCUUGUUCUGUCAACGAAAGCACCGUGAGCAUGUGAAGGAGGCAGCGGCUGCCGGAGCAGAGCUGGGGAGAGCCGUGUGCAGAAAAGGGCUCCCUACCCCCGAUGGAUGGACGCAAGGAGCCUCUGCACCCAAACCUACCUCAUUUUAAGUGUUAGAUUCUGCUGUUUUCAAUGUGACCCUCCCUCUGAGACUGACCACAUGCAACCUUCCUAGUUCUGAAUGAGAACUAGUGGCAGUGGGCGGAGCCUGGGGAAUCCCAAGGAGUGGCAGUGGGCGGAGCCUAGGGCAGGGGAGAUUGUAGCCUUGAGCUCUGACCCGGUUCUGCCUGGAAGGAGAGAGACCAUAAAAUAUCCCAGGAUCCCCUCCCCCCACCUGUGGGCCCCGCCUGGUUGGGUGCACAGGUGUGUUCCUGGCGCGCGCCCCCCCCCCGCCGUGCACAAAGCUGGGCACUCUGCUGCCAGCCGAGCGGCAGGGCCCAAGAGAGGUGGGGGCUCGGGGCUUUAAUUAGAAUGUGCCAAGACCCUGGCCUGGCUUCCACCCACCUUCCCAGCACGGCGCAAGCAGCCCCCGAGAGCCGCUGCUGGACGCCCGCCCCCUCAGCACUGAGCACAGCGUGGCGGGGAGACCAGGCGUUUGUUCAAGCCACUCGGUUUGGAGGAGCCAAGCUCCAUGGGAGCCUCGUUUCAGGCUGAGUUUGCUGCUGCUGCCAUACUCCUGAGUCUGGGGGUGGGGCAGGGGGCCCUGCCUGAGCCACUCCACUCCCCCACUAACCCGCUCCCCUUUCACUACCAGAACUGCUGCUCUAGGCUGGCCUGAGGAGGCUGUCUGUGUCUGUAAUGUCGGCAUGGUAUGGGGGGUAUUUAUCUAUUUAUACCUUAGCUUGUAUAUAUUAGAACCUUGGGGGGCUCUCUUCUGUGCUCUGCUUGGCUGAGAUUUUGGACCGUGGGGGAGGGCAGAUCUCAGGGGGAGGGCGGGGGGACGUGUUCCAUAACUCAGCCGAGGGGAGCAAACAUCCUCCCUGCUCUUGUCUCCAUUGUUAAAUAGAAGCCCCGUACGUGACGGGGUCCAGGAGCCUCCUGCCAUGCAAGGGCUCCCGGGGAGGGGAGGGGAUUGGUGGCAUUACAAACCAGGCACCACUUCUCCCCGUCCAGCCUCCCUUGCCCCAGCACCCUAUUGCUGACGGUUGAAUGCUCAGCCGGGAGGGACCUUCUAAGACUGCUGUAAACCAGAUGGGGCUGGGGGUCCUGCGCUCGCCGCCCCUUUCCAUUAAACUGUAUCAUUUGACAUCUCUUAACGCACAAAGGCAUGGCCCCCCCACCCCCUCGGGGCUGGCACGGAAUAGCACAGUUGUGAGGAAAGAAGCAGUAAUGAACUCCUGCCCUGCUCUCCCCAUGCCACAGCUGCCUGGCUCAGCUGAGGAGGGUUCUCUUUUGUAUUAAACUUCCUUCCUCUCCUGGGGUGAGAGGGGGAAAUCAAUGAAGUGAGAUUGUUUUGGGGGGAGUGAACUCUGGGGGAGGGGGCCCCAGGGCAUUUUAUGUUUUUAAAUCAAAAGAUUUCAAGUGAGAGAGAAGAACUGUCGCGUUUUUAAAAAGCUGCUUCUGCAACUAUUCAAAGCUGCAAAAGGUUUAAAAUGAAAUGUUAAAACUCGGGGUGAGGGCAGGGAAGAAUAAAAUAAAAAAUAUACACAAUUUAAAUUUAAACCUGUAAAUACAACGGGAGCUGUGUAGAGAAAAAAACGUUUUUACCAAUAAUAAAACCACUGGAUGUUAUUUUAAAAUAAAGAUGUGUGAGAGAAAAAGCCAGUAUAACUUUUGUUUUUUCCAAUAACUUGGAAGGCUGUAAAGUGUAUAAAAUAAAAAUUUAAAAAAUUACUACAAAAAAUGAUUAAGACUGGGCAAGAGUAAAGAAAAUAACAGACUAUAGCAGGUUGUAUGACCUUUUAGACUAUGGUUAGAGUAUAAAAUAGUCCUGUAGAUUUUAGCUGGGGAGGGGGGAAAACCUAUACAGUUUUUAAUUUUUAUAUAAACUAUAAUCCAGUCCCAGAGCUGACCUUUGAUUUUUUUUAAAAAGUUCUCUGCUUGUAAAUUUGCAUUCAAAGCCUUGUCCAAUACUUCUGUUUGUUUACAGUUGCAGAUAUUAUAUUUUAAGUUUUACCUUUUAUGAUCCUGAAAUAACCAUUUAUUAUUUCGUUGGGUUUUUAAAAAAAAUAAAUAAAGUUUAAAAUAAAACUAUGGCAAGCGUGGACUCUGUGAGGAAUCUUCCUUUGUGUUUGGGGUUUUAUUUUUGUGUGUAUCCUGUACAGCGAGGUUGUCCUUCGUAACAAAGAAAAGAAUGGGAAAAAAAAUAAAAUUAUUCCUUUUUUAAGAAAAACAGAACUGAACUUGUAUGUGGCAUGUUUUGUAUUGGAUAGAAUUUUGAAAUGUACAUAACUUAUGUUUGAAGAGGCAGAGCGUGAGUUUCACAUUUUGCUUCUCCGAGUUUGUUUUUAAAGGAAAAAAAAUAAAAGUGCAUUUUAAAUA